GGGGGCCGGGGCCGGGCAGGUUGCGCCGCUGCGCCCGCCCCUCCAGCAGCGGGGUGGCCCCGGCCCCGGCUCCGGCUCUGCCCCUGCGCGGCGGUACCUACCGCCGCCUGCUCCCGGACCGAACCGGACCGGCGACGGACGCGGCCUCCGGGCGCACGGGCACGACACCUCUGCCUCGCUCUUCAACAGAAGUGGAUUGUGAAUUUAAGCCUUUGAUAACUGCAGGCUGUCAGCAUUACUGUCUUCGAGAUAGAUAACAACUCCCAAAGCAUCUUCAGGGGAUGCACCAUGACAUCAGCAGUGAUUGACACGGGAGACCCGGGUCUGGAGUUUGACAGCAAUGAAAUAAAAAAUCAAGAGGAAAAUGAGCCAGUCUCUGAAUUCCCAGCAGUGAUUGUGGAGCCAGUUCCUAGUGCGAGACUAGAACAGGGAUAUGCUGCGCAGGUCCUGGUUUAUGAUGACGAGACUUACCUGAUGCAAGAUGUAGCAGAGGAACAAGAAGUUGAGAGUGAAACUGUGGAAACAGUGGAGGCAUCGGUUCAUGGAAGUAAUGUGCACUGCAGGGAUAAGACAAUUGAAGCUGCAGAGGCCUUGCUUCAUAUGGAGUCUCCUACCUGCCUGAGAGAUUCCAGGAGUCCUGAAUUUAUCCAUGCAGCCAUGAGACCUGAUGUGAUCACAGAAACGGUAGUGGAGGUAUCAACGGAGGAAUCUGAACCGAUGGAUGCAUCUUCUGUUCCAACUUCUCCUGAUAUCCAUGAACCAAUGAAAAAGAAAAAAGCUGGCCGUAAACCGAAGACCCAACAAAUACCUGAUGGGUCUCCAGAUCUGGGUAUAAAGAAGAAACCUCGAGAAGGCAAAGGAAAUACAACGUACUUAUGGGAGUUUCUUCUGGACCUUCUCCAGGACAAAAAUACUUGUCCUCGAUACAUUAAAUGGACUCAGCGAGAGAAGGGAAUCUUUAAACUUGUGGACUCAAAAGCUGUUUCCAAGCUAUGGGGAAAACACAAAAACAAACCUGACAUGAACUAUGAGACUAUGGGAAGAGCUCUGAGAUACUACUAUCAAAGAGGAAUCCUUGCGAAAGUUGAGGGUCAGAGGCUUGUGUAUCAGUUUAAGGAGAUGCCAAAAAAUAUAGUUGUCAUAGAUGAUGACAAAAGUGAGUCCUGCAGUGAAGAUUUAACAAUGCCUACAGAUGAAAAGUCAUUGGAAAGAGUGUCUUUAUCUGCAGAAAACCUUCUAAAAGCAGCAACCUCUGCACGUGGAGGAAAAAAUCCCUCUCCAUUAAGCUGUACCAGAACAGAAAAAGCAGUCACCAGAGUUGUGAAUAUUGCCUCACCAACGCGCGAUACAUCAUCAUCUCGUCCCUCAACUACCACUACUACUGUCCCAGCAACGACAACUCCAAGGACUGUACGUGUGGCAAUGCAAGUGCCUGUUGUAAUGACCUCUCUGGGACAGAAAAUCUCCACCGUGGCAGUGCAGCCGGUAAAUGCAGGGUCACCGUUAAUAACCAACACAAGUCCAACAACAGCAACAACUCCAAAGGUAGUAAUCCAGACAAUCCCUACUGUGAUGCCAACCUCUGCUGAGAACGGAGACAAAAUCACAAUGCAGCCUGCCAAAAUCAUUACGAUCCCUGCCACGCAACUGACGCAGUGUCAGUUACAAACAAAAACAGGCCUCUCUGGGUCAGGAAGUAUUAACAUCGUGGGAACCCCGUUGGCUGUUAGAGCACUAACCCCAGUGUCUAUAGCUCAUGGGACACCAGUAAUGAGACUAUCGGUGCCUGCUCAGCAGGCAUCUGGCCAGACUCCUCCCAGGGUGAUUAGUGCAGUUAUAAAAAGUCCAGAAGUCAAAUCAGACACAACGGCUUUAAAACAGGAUCGUGAAGUGAAAACACUGCAGCUGGUAAAAGAAGAGAAGCCGGCAGAGGGAAGCAAGACUGUAACCCAUGUAGUAGUAGUUAGCACGCCCUCAGCUAUUGCUCUUCCUGUAACAAUGAAAAGAGAAGGAAUCAUAACGUGUGAGAAAUGAAGAAUUGGCUGCUUCCAGCAUGGACUUGUAGACUGUUACGGUUUUGAAUAUACUGACAUAAUUUGGGGGGGGGGGGGGGGGGCGGGAAGUGAUGCAAUCACCAAGUCGAAAAGGAGAGUUUUGAAAUGUCAAUAAACAUGCAUAUGUUGAAGACUUACUGCAAAAAAAAAAUUAUUUUCCCGUGUUUCAGUGGGAAUUGAACCACAUUUAUAAUGCUGACAAAAACUUCCUCUUCCAGUUGGGAAACAGCUGAACCUACAGAGAAGGCAAGAGAGAGGAACUGAAAAGGGACCAAACAGUUCACUACGUUACCCGUUACCAAGUUACACUAAGACCUGGAACACUAAAAAGAGAGCUGUGUGAGAGGUUUGCCUUGGCUUUUAGUUUUCAGGGGGAGAGGAAAGUCUCAUUGUUACAAAAUUUGAUGCAUGUUCUAUGCAUACCAGCAAUUACUACUGUGUGCCCGCAGUACUCAACUGGUGCUAUGUGAAAAACUCUGCUCCUAGGUAUUGUAGAAUGUGAAAUAAAGGAGAAGAUUAAAGAGCUUUUAAAUGAAGACAGAGACCUAGAGGGAUUUUUUUUUUUGUAUCAUACAGCUUAAGCAGAUUCAAAAUGAAAGCCUUAGACUGAUUUUCAGUUAUCUUUCUUGAAAUAAGCUAAUGGCUUGUUUGUGUAAAGCUUUUUUAUUAAAACAAAUUUUUUAAAAAUCUUGUACCUAGCACAGUAUUGUUAUAGAAUUACAUGUAACAUAUUUUGUAUGGUAGUUAAAAGUCUGUCUAAAUUUCUUAAUUGUGGACAAAAUGGCAGCAGGCUUUCCGCCUUCUGCUGGAACAUACCUGUGUCUCUCACUUAGCCUUGACAUCCGUGCAUACAUUUCAGUUUCAGCUCUACCCUGUCACUUGAAAGGUCACGCCCAGCAUGAGCUUUUGUCAGGUAGUUCUAAACCUGUAAAUUUUUUUAGUUGAAGUUAAAGAGGGAAGUACCAGUGUUCAGAAUGAACUAUAAUAGUUUGUAUAUUCAACAUUUGAAGUAUAUUCUAUUUUGUUGUACUCUUGUUUCAAAGUGUAUUCAAGUAGGUUUUACUGAAAUAUAGAAAUGAAAUUUAA
Molecule: messenger RNA, 3140 nt
Organism: Pezoporus occidentalis (night parrot)
Lineage: Eukaryota; Metazoa; Chordata; Aves; Psittaciformes; Psittacidae
Gene: ELF2
Product: E74 like ETS transcription factor 2
Exons: 9
Coding region: 289-2034 (581 amino acids)
Biological process (GO): regulation of transcription by RNA polymerase II; cell differentiation
Cellular component (GO): nucleus
Molecular function (GO): DNA-binding transcription factor activity, RNA polymerase II-specific; sequence-specific DNA binding
Source: RefSeq, a predicted model, not a curated record